Anguilla rostrata (American eel) is the source of this 6099-nucleotide messenger RNA. RefSeq names its product caskin-2-like. Gene Ontology annotation, molecular function: protein binding. Lineage: Eukaryota; Metazoa; Chordata; Actinopteri; Anguilliformes; Anguillidae. The coding region runs from base 1067 to 5161 and encodes 1364 amino acids. The transcript is spliced from 22 exons. The record is from RefSeq and is a predicted model, not a curated record.
UAGCUUUGUCCACAGAUCGAAGAGGAGAAAUGUUAUGUGUUUGACAAAUGGAAUUAUGUUUUUUUUUCUCCAAGCGAACGUUGGUAACGAUACCCACUUAUCUUGCAAAGUUACCACAAACUUUCUUGGUUUGCUAAUUUCAGUAGCACAUAAUAAACAAAUAAUCACAAAGUAACCGUGUCACGAAAAAGUCCAUUGUUUGAUUCCGUCCGUGUUCCAUUGCUUCACUGACUGCUUCCCAGAUGGGACACAACCGAAAAGAAACCAAACCUUUGCGGUUCUUUCUUGGAAAAGGGAAGGUGGAGCUUGGAGACUGACGAGACGGUGGGAGAAGGGGACGCGCGCUCCGCGACUGGACGAUAUUUGGCCAACUAACUGACAAUACAGAAGCUGGAGCAGAUUUGAGUUUCUCGCCCCGAAGUGGAGAGACACUCACUGAACACAUUUAACCUGUAAACAUAAAUUGUUUUCUAAAAGCGCAUAGUAUCACCUGUGGGCAGCAUUUGUGCAGUUACAUUUCGACGAUUUGGACGACCGCACUAGAAACGUCUUUUUGGAAUCGCUGGAAACAUCGCGAGCUAGUCAGCUAAUGUUAGCCAGCGAGUUAUAAACAAGUUACUUGGAUUAGUGAACGGGACCACCUUGACGUGUAGCUACACAACCAAGAGCUAGCAGGUUGCUCCGGGAGUACUGGAAAAUGCUUCUACGCAUACAAAGGUUUUCCAGUGCAGCUUAGGACACUGAAGCUGAACAAGACCCCACAGGCUCCCAAAAAAGGGCUUUGUUCACAGAAUUGCAGUGCUUUGUUUACUUUUUGGCACCUGCGGCACACAUUUCAAAAUGGAAGGAAGCACUGCUCUGUGGCUGAUGUGAGGUUGUUAUUGCUGGUUUGCUCAAGUUGGACUGUUGGUCUGCCAAGGACGACCACAUCUGGCCUUUGGUCUACCUGAGUCAGUCAUCUCACGCCGGACAGGUUGAUGUCACCGAUCUACAGCAUGACCCUGUAGUGCAAUACCUGAACACAUGCGACCGAGACUGGUGGAUCUCUGAUUAAGACACUAGGACCAUGGGCAAGGAGCAGGACCUCUUGCAGGCGGUCAAGAACGGAGAUCUGCCGUCUGCUCAGAAACUGCUGGCUAAGGUCAAGGCCAAUCGAAGCAAGUUACUGGGCUCAACGAAGAGACUGAAUGUCAACUAUCAAGAUUCAGAUGGGUUUUCAGCACUGCACCACGCCGCGCUCACGGGCACCACGGACCUCAUCUCUCUGCUGCUGGAGGCCCAGGCCACCGUGGACAUCAAGGACAGCAACGGAAUGCGCCCGCUGCACUACGCAGCCUGGCAGGGCAAAGCCGACUCGGUGCUGAUGCUGCUGCGCGCCGGGGCGUCCGUCAACGGCUGCUCACACGACGGACAGAUCCCCCUGCACCUGGCCGCGCAGUACGGGCACUACGAUGUGUCUGAAAUGCUGCUGCAGCACCAGUCGAACCCGUGCCUGAUCAACAAGGCCAAGAAGACGCCGCUGGACCUGGCCUGUGAAUUUGGGAGGCUGAAGGUUGCUCAGCUGCUGUUGAGCAGUAACAUGAUUGUGGCUCUGUUGGAGGGAGAGAGGAGGGACGGCUCGGACUCCAGCUUCAACACUCCGCUUCACCUCGCCGCUCGUAACGGUCACAAGGACAUCAUCAGGCUGCUUCUGAAAGCCGGCAUUGACAUCAACAGGGCCACCAAGGCUGGCACCGCCUUGCACGAGGCUGCCCUCUAUGGGAAAACAGAAGUAGUGCGGCUGCUGUUGGACGCUGGAAUUGACGUCAACAUCCGCAACACCUACAACCAGACAGCGCUGGACAUUGUCAACCAGUUCACCACGUCGCACGCCAGUAAAGACAUCAAGCAGCUCCUGAGAGAUGCUACAGGAGUCCUACAGGUGAGAGCUCUAAAGGACUACUGGAACUUGCAUGACCCCACAGCACUCAACAUCCGCGCGGGAGACAUUAUCAUGGUCCUGGAGCAGCACAUGGACGGGCGCUGGAAGGGGCACAUCCACGACACCCAGAAAGGCACUGACCGCGUGGGCUACUUCCCCCCCUCCAUCGUGGAAGUCCUCAGCCGACGGUCAGGGGGCACCCUCUCCCGGCACUCCUCUCUGCCCACCCAGCGUCAGCAGUUCCUGUCGCGAGCCCCCCCCAACUCCAGCUUGAGUAUCGUCCCGCAGACUGACGACUCCUACACCCUGUACGCGCCCCCCCCUCACCUCGCCUUCCCCCGCGCCAACGGCCUGGAGGACAACGCAGGUACGCCACCCGACAGCCCCAGCCUCUUCUCUGAGCCAGCUAGUCCCAGUGAGGACGUAUGGGUCCUCAGGAACUCUCUCCCUGCUGGGGACAGGAACAGCGUGGGCAGCACUGGCAGCGUGGGCAGCACCCGCAGCGCUGGCAGCGGGCAGAGCACGGAGAGCAACAGCACCCACAACGGCCCGCCGCAGCCGGGCGCGCCCCCGGACCCGAACAAGCCAGCGCCCCCUGUUGGCGAAGCGGUGCAGCAGUCGAGCACAGGCCCUGACCCCGGCAAACAGCCCGAUCAGCCUCAAGGGGCCCCCCGGCGCAGUCUGAUCCCCCUGCGGUCCGGAGAGCAGGGCUUCUCCCAGCACUUCAUCCGCCCCGAGCAGCUGCUGGAGGGCCGGGACGCCGAGGCCAUCUACCAGUGGCUGAGCGAGUUCCAGCUGGAGCAGUACACUGGGAACUUCCUGAGCGCCGGAUACGACGUGCCCACCAUCAGCAGGAUGACCCCUGAGGACCUCACCGCCAUCGGCGUCACCAAGCCCGGCCACCGCAAGAAGAUCUCCAUGGAGAUAGGGAACCUGACCAUCCCCGAGUGGUUGCCGGACUACAUCCCGUCGGACCUGGUGGAGUGGCUCAGCGCUAUCGGGCUGCCUCAGUAUCAUAAGAAGCUGUCGGAGAACGGCUACGACUCCAUCAGCAUCGUCAGGGACAUCACCUGGGAGGACCUGCAGGAGAUCGGCAUCAUAAAGCUGGGCCACCAGAAGAAGAUGAUGCUGGCGGUGAAGAGGCUGUGUGACAUACAGAAGGCCCGGAACCUGGCGGAGGGGCAGGGCACCCUGCGGCGGAAGCUCCCGGCCGCCCUGGAGCUGGUGGCCAUCGAGCCCCCGGAGAGCGGGGACUGCCCCUCGCCCCACACGCCCAAAAUGCUCACCUUCCAGGACAGCGAGCUGAGCGCCGAGCUGCAGACCGCCAUGUCCAACAACUACGGCGGCUGCCAGGAGGGGCUGGCCAUGAGGAGCGCGGCGGCGGCCGCCAUGUCGGCCAGCCAGGAGAGCAUCGGCACGCGCUCCCGCGGCUCGGGCCACUCCCAGGAGCCCCCGCUGGCCUCGGCCGCGCCCCACAGCCGCUCCCAGGAGAGCCUGGGCAGCGCCGACAGCGGCGGCAGGCCCGGCGGCAGCCCGGCCAAGGAGCGCAACAUUCCGGAGGGAUGGGACCAGCGGCAGGCCCAGCCCUCCAAGCUGGCGCUGCUGCAGCAGAGCCCGGCCAGCCUGACUCCGCCCCACACCCCCAGCAAGGCGGGCUUCUCCUACCCGGCCGUCCCCGCCAAGCCCAAAGCCAACGCCUCGCCCGUCCUGCCUUACCACGCCGCCCCCCAGGGCUCCCCGGCCCACAAGGCCUUCAGCUACCUGCACCCCCACUGCGGCAGCCCGCUGGCCAAGCCCCUCCCCUCCGCCCACGGCCUGCCAAUCAACGGCGAGGCGCUGCGGCCCAAGAAGCGCACGCAGAGCCUGACGCGCCACGCCCUGUCGGACGGCGAGCCGGACGAGGACGAGGCGCCGGCCGUGCCCUCGAGCUCCCUGGCGUCCUACGCCACCCUCACCCGGCGGCCCGGCCGCAGCCAGCUGGCCCGCCCGCAGACCGCCGGCGAGCGCAGCGUGGGCCGCAGCCAGUCCUUCGCCAUCCGCGCCCGCCGGAAAGGCCCGCCCCCGCCGCCGCCCAAGCGCCUCAGCUCCGUCAGCGGCGGCGGGGGGGCGGAGCCGCCCGAGCCUGAGCCGCCGUGCGAGGGAGGGGUGGAGACGGAGAGCGUGGGCAGCGUGAGGAGCAUCACCGCCAUGCUGGAGACCGGCGGGGGGGUCGGCCCCGGCCCCGGCCCCGGCCCCGGCCCCGGGUCCCAGCGCGAGCCCUCCUCCCCGGUGCCCCCGCCCAAACCGGCGCUGCCGGCCCCCCGCGACCCCGCCGCGGGCCGCAGGAGGACGCUGAGCGAGCCGGGCGCCUGCCAGACGGACCAGCCCGACGGGGACGGGGGGGUGAAGUCGGACACGGAGGAGGAGGGCCGGGCCGGGCCGGGGCUGGACGGCUCCUCCUCGCCCCAGAACAGCUCCAGCGAGUGCAUCCCCUUCGCCGAGGAGGGCAACCUCACCAUCAAGCAGCGGCCCAAGGCCGGCGGGCCGCUCAGACCCGAGCCCGCGCCCGCGCCCCGGACCCCGGAGCUGCCUGAGUUCAACCUGAAGGAGUCGGACACGGUCAAGCGCCGGCACAAGCCCAAGGAGUCGGCCUCGCCCACUGAGGAGGGGGGCGCCGAGCCCCCGCCCCCGGCCCCGCCCGCCCAGGAGGGGAGCGGCCGGGACUUCCAGAGCGACGAGGACGUGGGCCUGCGCAUCGCUGAGAUGGAGAGGAGCCUGCAGUGCCUGGAGAAGGGCGGCUCGCCCGCAAAGCCCCAAAAACCCCCCGUCUCCCCGAAGCCCGCCAGCCCCCAGAAACCCGCCACUGCCGCCAGACCGCUCCUGUACCCCUCUGCUCCUGCUGCAGCAGGGGGAGCUAGUGUGAAUGUCACCGUGAUGCAGAGCGUGGCCUUCACUGCCCCCUCCCUGGGCUGCCCGCUGUCCCCAGCAGCGCCUGCUCUCUGCCAGGCAGCCAGGCCAGGAAAGGCCCAGGCCUGUGUGCCAGGCCCAGAGCCAGGCCCAGGGUGCGUGCUGGUUCAUAAGCGGCUGGAGCAGACCAGCACCUCCCUGGAGGCGGCGCUGAAGGCAGUGGAGAGGAAACUCAUCUUGGAGGACACCACCGAUGGCGGCACCAACACGGUGAAAUCUGCGGGGAACAUUCUGGACGAUAUCGGUAACAUGUUCGAUGACCUAGCUGACCAGCUGGAUGCCAUGCUGGACUGAUCCCCCUCCCCCAGGCCCCGCCCAGGCCUUGCCCAGGCCCCGCCCACGCAUGGCUAAGCCUCAGCCGUCCUCCAGCAGACCUGCCUCUGCAGCCUUAGCUAAAGGCCUGGCCACCUGACUCCCUCAAUCCCCUUCACCUCAAUGACCCAACCCCCUACCCCCCUCCUCGCCUGCACCUGCACCACCCACCACGGGGACACUGGCAGGAUCAGGAGCCUCCCUCCUUCAACACGAGCACUUAAGACUGCUGUACCUGGCGGGUCGGAGCCGUCGCUGGCGUGAAUACAGGGAUUUUGGCGCUGUGUAGCCCUCUGUGCCUGAGCACAGGCUGCAGCUGAACCAGCCCACACUGAAGCCUUUGCGUUCUUCCACAGUGCAUUUCCACUGGCUGCUCGUCUUAUCAUAAACUCCUACCGUGCGUAUGAACUCGUGCCGAGCUCAUUAAUGAAGACUCGAAUGAAAUGAAAUCAGUGACUCGCCUCAGAAACGAAGGGUUCGUAUUUCCUGUUUCGAUGUGCUACGCCAAAACCACGCAGGAAGAGAAGCGGGUUGUUCCGUGAGCGUUAGGAAGCACCAUUCCCAAAAGGAACAAUAUUUGUGACACACCUAAGCUGUAUAGUUUUACAGCUUUAACGGUUUCUGCCCGUUUCACCUAAUGCUGACUUGUUUUGUGACGGUGGUAUACUUGCCGUCUUUUACCGGGCGAGUAACCCUGCUCACGCAUUCUCCAUGGAGACGAGCUCACGGAGCGAGGUGUGCUUUUGUCCAAGUAGCAGGGAGCAGAGACAGUGUGCGACUGAGAGAGAUGGAGGACUGAGCUUUUGAUAUGUAAACAUGUACAUUUGCAUAGUGGUUUUACUCUAACAAAGGGAAGCAUCCGUCUGCUUUUAAAAGCAUAUUUAAAUGAAUAACUAUAUUAAGCGUAACUAAGAUUUUAA